Messenger RNA from Musca vetustissima, 936 nucleotides. RefSeq lists its product as uncharacterized. The transcript is spliced from 3 exons. Bases 1 to 936 code for a protein of 311 amino acids. The record is from RefSeq and is a predicted model, not a curated record. NCBI's taxonomy places the organism in Eukaryota, Metazoa, Arthropoda, Insecta, Diptera, Muscidae.
AUGUCGAUACCAACAAACAAUUUGAAAAUCCUGAUAUGCUGUCGAUGUCUCAUUUAUCAUUCUCUCGACCCGCAUAAAGUAAUUAUCUUCGAGGAUCUUUGCGAAUUAGGAUACAAUACAAUUCGUGAUCGUUUCCUCACCGAUGAAGAAAUUAAAGCGGUUUAUCGUAAAAUCGCCCGCCUCCAUGCUGUCUCCUUUAUGCUGGGACACAGUGAUGAAUCCGAAAUGGUUACAAAAUAUCAAGAGGGGUUUUUAAGUACCAGCUUACCGAUGGUAAAUCAAAUGAUUUCAGAUGGUAUUAAUAAUUUAAUUGAAAUGCUUUCAAAGCAUGAAGAAUUUGCGUUAUAUUAUGAGAAAAUCUCUGCCAUGAAAAGUGACUUAGACCGCAAGUGUAAAGAACUGUAUCGUUCGUAUACGCUCAAUAAGGGUGUGGGCGAUAUUUUCGUUAUAAUACAUGGCGAUUUUCAUUUGAAAAAUAUGAUGUUUAAAUUCAAUAAAAAGAAUCAAAUGGCAGAUUUGAUUAUGGUGGAUUUCCAAGGUAGCUGUUAUGCCCCGGCGAAUAUUGAUUUGUUGUAUUCCCAAAUAAUGAUGAUGAGUUCGGAAAUGCGUAUGGAACGCAAUGAAUAUAUGCUGUAUUAUUUCGAAGAAUUUCUAAGGAUAUUAAAGAAAAUACAAUUCAAAGGCGAAUUGCCAUUGUAUUCGGAUUUCCAAAUUGCCAAUUUGAAAUAUCGCCAUUUUGUUCUAUUUUUGAUUGCUUCAUUCCUACCAAUGGUGCAGGUUAUUGCAGGGAUCCCAGCCGAAGAACAACAUACUAUUGAUUUGGCAAAAUUGUUGGAAGAUCCAGCAGCCAAAGUCCAAUUAUAUGAUCUUCCGGUUGUUGUUGAAGAAUAUCGCAAAUUGUUGCCGAUUUUAUUGAGGGAAGGUUAUCUGGAUUAG